AUGUGCAUGUGCACUUUAUAUAUAUGGGAGGUGUAUGCACGUCCUUUUUUUUAUGGUGAUGGUGGUGGUUAUGGUGGAUGUCUAAUGGAUGUCCAAUGGAUGGACAAGUAUUAA
Molecule: messenger RNA, 114 nt
Organism: Kluyveromyces marxianus DMKU3-1042
Lineage: Eukaryota; Fungi; Ascomycota; Saccharomycetes; Saccharomycetales; Saccharomycetaceae
Exons: 1
Coding region: 1-114 (37 amino acids)
Source: RefSeq, a predicted model, not a curated record